AUGAGCGACACACUAGUGAGCGGCACAUUUGUGGUAAUCUUAUGCUAUUACAUACAUCUGCGAGUGGAUCAGAUCAACGACCGGCUCCGGUGGGUACGGGUGUACAGACGGACCGGUGAAUCCAUGGCCACCGUUGCCGCACGAGUAGGCCCAUCAGUGACCGCCUACGCUGCCCAACACCGGUACCUAUGCCAGCAAUUACGGCGAUUCAACAGUUACUGGUGCUACGUGUAUCUAGCAUUUUUGAUCAUAGUAACCCCGAUGAACUUGAUACUAUUGCACCAGGUUGCAUUUGACAAUAUGUUAAUAGUUUAUCGUAUGAUAUACUGUGUGGCCAUAAUGUGUCAGUUUGUUAUACUGUUUGGCGUUCAGUAUUAUUUCGCAGUGUUUUCCCGCAAAAUGCACGCAAUGUAUGGCCGACUGUCGCGACUGCAGUGGUGUUUGGGCGCCGCUCCGGGCGUUAAGUGGAGGCUAACAGUGUUUGCCGAGAGUCUGAACCAACGCUGGGCACCGCCUAUUGGCCUAACCAUUGGCCCAACAGUGGUCAUCACAUUUGAUGUGUUGAGCAAAAUCCAUGAAGACGGCAAGUCGAUUGCCUUAGCGGUUCUCGAAAUAUUUGCAACCCUAGCUUCUGUGACCGCAGCUGAUGUAACCAAGGUGCUCCGUGAUACCACAUAUUGGGGUUCGUAUAAUGUGCCAUAUUUCCAAAACAUAUACAACAUGAGCGGAACCGGAGGUUUGGUUGAAAAAUGGGGUGAAUUUUUUAGUUACAAAGAAACAGCCAGGGCACUUAUAUUUAAACGAGAUCAAAGUACCGUGACCAACUUGAACACAUUGUAUUCACUGAUGCGCUACAACAACUUUCAACAUGAUUCUUUAUCACAGUGUCACCAUUACCACCAAGAGUGUCAGCCAGGUUAUGCUGGCCAGCUUGCCAUAGCGGUCAGGCAUGACUUGAACUCACCCACCGGCCAAUACCUAUAUAUUUUUGGUCGCGCUAUCGCUGGGGCUAUGGACGCAAAAAUGAUCAACAAGGAUAUGGCCGCGCGGUUAGAGAUGUUGGCCGUGAGUGGGCCCACACAUCGACAGCAGCCGCCGUUCCGCUGGUCUACUAGUGGUGCCGGCGCUGAGCUCAGACAUAUCGGUCACCCCGAUGUGUUUGAUUUCAAACCCAUUUAUACCAAAUGGGCUGAUCUGGAGUUAAAAUCUUACAAUACGUUUGCAAACAACAGUCUUCAGGCAUAUAUGUCGGGUCGACUCGAGGGCUACAUAACGGGUGGACUCAUUCAUAUGCAUUAUCACAAUGUAAUCGACGGGUUUUGUGGUCAACGCAAACUAUUUUGCGAUGCGUUAAAGACUUUUCAUAAGACAAACACCGCUUUUAUCAAUACUAUGAUUUCGAGUCACGCGAACGACGACUAUUGGCACCAAAUGGCACUCAUUUAUGAUCAGAUCCAGGGCUUAGAGGCCGGGUAUGAAAACUGGAAGACUGACAAUAACGUCACUCAACAAACUAAUGAAACAAAUGUGAUGAGUGAAAUCUGGUGGUUAAACCUGAUGUUUGAAACAUCUGAGUUAGAGGCAAUACUUACACCUAACUCGACCACAAUACCGCAUCAAGAUCAUUGUUUAGCUUUGGUCAAAGUAUUGCCCGAUAGCAGUGAUUUAUACGUAGCUCACAACUUAUGGUUUCCUUAUGGUAUUAUGAUUAGGAUAAUGAAACAGUAUAGUUUUGCAUUCAAGAGUUUAACUACAGGCACUUUAAUACCGGGUCAUUCUGUAUCGAUGUCCUCCUAUCCGGGGUUCAUCUUCUCCGGUGACGACUACUACGUCCUGUCCUCUGGACUCGUAGUUCAAGAGACGACUAAUAAUAAUUUCAACCAAUCCCUGUACUCUACGGUACGACCAAAUCAAGUUGUGUUAGAGUUUGCUCGCACUGUUGUGGCCAAUCGGUUGGCCACUGGGGGCCGGCAAUGGACCGACAUAUUUGGUCGCUAUAACAGCGGUACCUAUAAUAAUCAGUUUAUGAUUGUUGACUAUAUACUCUUCACCAAGGGCACACCAAUCCAUUUACUGCCAGAUAAUCUCCUCUUGGUGUGGGAACGAAUGCCCAGCACCAUAACAUCAGCCGAUGUGACCAAGGUACUUCGUGAUACCACCUAUUGGGGUUCGAGCUCAUGA
Medioppia subpectinata is the source of this 2181-nucleotide messenger RNA. NCBI's taxonomy places the organism in Eukaryota, Metazoa, Arthropoda, Arachnida, Sarcoptiformes, Oppiidae. The record is from the annotation of a GenBank genome assembly.